Urocitellus parryii (Arctic ground squirrel) is the source of this 1197-nucleotide messenger RNA. Lineage: Eukaryota; Metazoa; Chordata; Mammalia; Rodentia; Sciuridae. The record is from RefSeq and is a predicted model, not a curated record.
AUGUUGGUGAGGAGCCUAGAAGAUGUCACAGCAUGGCUCACAGUGGGGCUCUCCUCAGCGUCACAAUGGACUCCGAAUGGCCUCUUGUACACAUUGGUCUCCCUGUACCAAGCCUCCUCUCCGGAGGAGGAGAAACACCUCACUGUACUGGUCCACCUGGCAGAUUCUGACCUCCUCUGGCUCAAAGAAACCAUUGCCCAAAUUUCAAGACUCUUCAGUCCACAGAUCUUGGCCGGGCAGUUGCUACUGAUCCACGCUCCAUCUGAUGUCUAUCCCUCUGUGAAUGGCACCCGGAAUGAGGCCAGUCGAGAGGAACUGUACUCCAAGCAGAACGUGGAUCAUGCCUUCCUCGUGAGCUUUGCCACAAAUCUCUCUACUUACUUCCUGUUAAUCGAGGACAAUGUCUUUUGUUCCCCCAACUUUGUCACCCAAAUCCAUUCACAGGUGGCCACCAUGAAGUCCAGUCCGUGGGUGAUCCUGGAGUUCUCGGACAUAGGUUUCCUUGGCAAACUCUUCCACAGCAAGGACCUCCCACUGCUGGCCCAUUUCCUGCUCCUCUUCCACCAGGAGAAGCCCCUUGACAAACUGCUCCUUCAUUUCCGCACCCUUAUGGUCCAGGAGAAAUCAAUCAUCUGCAGACCAUUUCUUUUCUAUUACAGGAUGUCCCACCCCACCUUUGAUGACAACCAAAAGGCCACACUCGAUCGGGAAACCGACCCUUUUGGUCCCGACAACCCCCCUGCUGCCGUGUUCACAGAUAUGACAGUUUCUAAUGUCCACUUCCCCUGGGAGGCCUACACUCUGGAUGAGUCCUACUUCUGGACGCACGAUGUUAAUGCAGGGGACCACUUGACCGUGAUCUUGAACCAUCCAUCGAACUUGACCAAAGUGCAGGUGAUGACAGGCUCCAUCAUGGAGGGAAAGUAUGCCCUGAGGAAGGGGCAGGUGGAGCUGGGCUACGACCCCGAGGGGAUGCCUCAGUACUGUGCCUCAUUUUUCGUGCUGGGCCAUCUGGUGGAGGGGCAGCUGUCUCAGGAGAUAGUUCCAAAAAGCAUGGGACACCAAGUGAACUGUGUGAGGCUGGUGGCCAAAGCCAAACAGGAUGGGGGCCUCAUGAUCAGGCACAUCUACCUCUGGGAAGAAAAGGCCAAGAAGGAAAAGCUCAUCAGAGACGGCGGUACAUCAUUAAAAGUAUGA